AUGGGACGAGGUUGCCGUGAACAUGUGCAUGAUGGACCAUCGGGAACCGAAGAAGAGUACAGCGAGCGUGAGCAUCUCCUGCAAGACAGUGUUGACUUGAUCGAUCAAUCGCACUCUCGAAAGCGCAUGCUAAAAGAAGAGAAGCUUGCCAAGGUCGAAAAGCGCGAGAGUGACGAGCUGGAAGAAGCAAGAUUUGCCCUGGAUAAGGCCGAAAGGGAAGCUCGACUCGAACUGGACAAGCGAGACAGCGAGAACCAAUGGAAACUUUUUCAAGGAACGCUGGGAGUGUUGCGCUCAUUUGUGCCAAAGCAAUAA
This is a messenger RNA of Aphanomyces invadans, 315 nucleotides long. RefSeq lists its product as hypothetical. NCBI's taxonomy places the organism in Eukaryota, Oomycota, Saprolegniomycetes, Saprolegniales, Verrucalvaceae. The transcript has 4 exons. Bases 1 to 315 code for a protein of 104 amino acids. The record is from RefSeq and is a predicted model, not a curated record.